CUUUCUAUUUCUGUGGAGCAUACUCACAAGGGUGUGUGCGACACAGUUGCGGAGCGUGAAUGUGAAACAGUUGCGGAGCUUAUAGACCCACCUGGAAGGUCUGAUGCGAAACAUAGUGAAGCAUCUAUCCCCACCUGGAAG
Molecule: messenger RNA, 141 nt
Organism: Dentiscutata erythropus
Lineage: Eukaryota; Fungi; Glomeromycota; Glomeromycetes; Diversisporales; Gigasporaceae
Source: the annotation of a GenBank genome assembly